AUGGCUGCUGACAAGAUGGACGAAAUCACAAACCGAGAGAAACUCCCCAUUCUUGUUGGCGGCUCAACGUCUCUCGCAAUACCAUUGCUGCAUGAGGCGUUGAAGCGGCAGUAUCGGUUUGUUUCUGCAACGCUGAUCCCGCGUCAGUCCACAUACUGGCAAUUCAUCCAAGUUAGAGCCAGCGAAAUGCUCGAGAGGGGUCUCCUUGACGAACUUGAGACGCUGAGAGACCUGCAGCAGAGUUUGAUGGAUGACAACGCGUGCUUCCAUAAGGGGGUAUGGAAAGCCAUUGGGUAUCAAGAGUUCUAUCCCUAUCUCGAGGCAGACUCGCCACGUAACGCCCGGCAGUCGUCAUUCCAGAGGGGCCUCGCACUCAUGAACGCCAACACCUUGCAUGGCGGAUCUUCCCCGGGGAACGAUCCGGGUCACAUCGAUGCAGCUAAAAAGCUUGCGUUUGCUCUCCACCAAAAUAACUACAGACUCGUCUACGGUGGCGGAACAACUGGGAUCAUGGGCGCCAUCGCCAGCACUCUGGUGCAACUCUCUGGACCAAGUGCCGUCCAAGGCAUCAUUCCGGUUGCACUCGCAAAGUACGAGGAAAGACUCACCAAGAAAAGGGCCGAUCCUUUAAAGUUCGGGAGCAGAACUGUUGUGAAAGACAUGCAUACAUGCAAAAGACUCAUGAUCGAGGCAGUCAUUGGUGGCGCUCCAGGGAGCGGCUUUGUAGCUCUCAGUGGUGGAUACGGUACCUUGGAGGAACUCCUUGAGACAGCGACUUGGUACCAGCUUGGUAUUCAUCGAUGCGGCAUCUGUGUGUUUGACGUAUGCGGGUUUUACAAGGGUUUGAUGGACUGGGUUCGUCAAGCUGCACAGGCAGGCUUUAUUAGCACAGAGGAUGCUACUAUACUGCGGGUUGCAACGACGGCUGAGGAUGUCAUCGGCUGCCUAGGCAGUAAUGAUCACCGCUUUUCGCGGAUGGGGGAGCUGGAAUGGGGCUAG
Molecule: messenger RNA, 999 nt
Organism: Fusarium proliferatum ET1
Lineage: Eukaryota; Fungi; Ascomycota; Sordariomycetes; Hypocreales; Nectriaceae
Exons: 2
Coding region: 1-999 (332 amino acids)
Biological process (GO): cytokinin biosynthetic process
Cellular component (GO): cytosol
Molecular function (GO): hydrolase activity, hydrolyzing N-glycosyl compounds
Source: RefSeq, a predicted model, not a curated record